Nezara viridula (southern green stink bug) is the source of this 279-nucleotide messenger RNA. Lineage: Eukaryota; Metazoa; Arthropoda; Insecta; Hemiptera; Pentatomidae. The record is from the annotation of a GenBank genome assembly.
AUGCAAAUUGCUAUAACCUCCUCCGACCAAACUCUAUCUCUUCAUGUAUUUAUUGCCCAAUUUACUAAAUUCAAACAGUCUUCUGUUAUAGGGGAACUUGGGUCGGAUAUAAUGCCCACCCUUGAAAACAGCUUUUGCAAAUUUACUAAUAAAAUAUUCUCUUACAUUGCAGGUCCUCCAGGAAAGCGAGGGAAGCGUGGAAAAAAAGGAGAUACGGGAGAACCGGGUCCAGCGGGGCCGCUUGGUCCACCUGGGAAGAACGGCUUUCCGGUACUUUAG